Molecule: messenger RNA, 2952 nt
Organism: Lolium rigidum
Lineage: Eukaryota; Viridiplantae; Streptophyta; Magnoliopsida; Poales; Poaceae
Product: NF-X1-type zinc finger protein NFXL2
Exons: 13
Coding region: 1-2706 (901 amino acids)
Biological process (GO): regulation of DNA-templated transcription
Cellular component (GO): nucleus
Molecular function (GO): zinc ion binding; DNA-binding transcription factor activity, RNA polymerase II-specific; RNA polymerase II transcription regulatory region sequence-specific DNA binding
Source: RefSeq, a predicted model, not a curated record
AUGCCGUCCUCCUACGCCGCCGCCGCCGCCGCUGCGUCCUCCUCGCGGAAACCAGUUCGCACGACCACUGCAGCUCCCACCGCCCCUACACCAGCACCCCGACCUGCACCAGCGCCCUCGCCGCCCAACCCUAGCCCCGUCUCCGACUCUGACCCCUCGUCCUACUCCUCCUCCGGGGACGAGACCGAUCUCUCCGCCUGCGACCCGGCCACUAAAUCCAUCCUCUCCAGCUACCUCUCCGCGGCCGGAAAUGGCGCCGACCUCUCCAAGGUCGGCAUCUUCCUCAACUCCGCCGCGCGCCGCAGAUCACCGCCGUGCCUGAUCUGCUUGGACCCCAUCCGCCCCUCCGACCCCGUCUGGUCCUGCUCCGCCUCAUGCUUUGCGCUCCUCCACCUCCACUGCAUCCAGUCAUGGGCGCACCAGUCAGCCACCGCCGCUCCCUCCCCCACCUGGGGCUGCCCCAAGUGCCGCGUCGCCUACCCCAAAUCCCAGACCCCCACCUCCUACCACUGCUUCUGCUCCAAGACGGUAGACCCUCCCGCGGAUCCCUGGAUCCUCCCCCACUCCUGCGGCGACGUCUGUGGCCGCCCUCUCAAUUCAAAUGCAGACUCCGGCUGCGAGCACACCUGCCUCCUGCUUUGCCACCCCGGGCCUUGCCCGCCGUGCCCGGCAGUUGUCCCGAAUGCUCGGUGCUUCUGUGGAGCGCACCGGGAGCCCCGGCGCUGCGCACAUCAGCGUUAUUCUUGUGCGGGCAAAUGUAACAGACACCUUAGCUGUGAACUCCACCGGUGUCCGGUGGAGUGCCAUGAUGGCCCCUGCCCACCGUGCGCGGUGAUGGGGGAUCACAAAUGCGAGUGUGGAGAGACAACGCUGAAGAGAUUGUGCUCCGAAAGGGUCUUCCAAUGCAAGAGUGAGUGUGGUGGGAUGCUGGAGUGUGGGAAGCAUAGGUGUGAGAGAGGAUGCCAUGGUGGAAAGUGCGGGGAAUGUCCGCUACGAGGACGACGAACGUGCCCUUGUGGCAAGAAGGACUAUCCAAGGUUGGAGUGCGAUGUGGAGGCUGCCACAUGUGGAUCGACUUGCGAGAAGGUGCUUGGGUGUGGAAGGCACAAGUGCCCCGAGCGGUGCCAUCGUGGCCCGUGUGACGUGACCUGCCGUCUUAUGAUAAAGAAGUCCUGCCGCUGUGGGGGUCUGAAGAAGGAGCUUCCUUGCCACCAAGACUUGACCUGCGAAAGGAAAUGUCAGCGUUUACGUGCCUGUGGACGCCAUGCUUGUAAGCGACGUUGUUGUGUUGGGGAUUGCCCACCCUGCGCGGAGACUUGUGACCGGAGGCUCAGAUGUGGCAACCAUAAAUGCCUCUCUCCAUGCCACAGCGGUGCUUGUUCACCCUGUCCUUUGAUGAAGACCAUCUCAUGCUUCUGUGGGAAAACAUACUUUGAGGUUCCUUGUGGGACCGAGAAGAACCAGAAACCUCCCAAAUGCUCGAAAAGAUGCAAUAUAGAUCGCCUAUGCAGACACAAGCUUGACUGCCGGCCCCAUAAAUGCCACUAUGGAGCAUGUCCACCAUGCAAACUGAUCUGCGGGGAAGAAUUUUCUUGUGGCCACAAGUGUAAAGAAAGGUGCCAUGGCUCUAUUCCUCCACCGAACCCCGAGUACACACUUAAACCAAUGAAGAAGAAAAUGGAAAAGCAUAUAGAAUGCACACCUGGAACACCAUGCCCACCAUGCCAGGAAAUUGUUUUGGUGCCAUGUUUUGGGCAACAUCUAAGCCAAGAACGUGCAAUGCCUUGUUCCAGAAGCAGGCAAUUUCCCUGUCAGAAUUUAUGUGGAAACAUUCUCCACUGUGGCAACCAUUAUUGCACAAAGACUUGCCAUGUGUUAGAGGUCCCAUCAAAUCAGCCUAAAGCUGAUACCAUAUUAUCUUUCAGUAGGGAGAACACAUUUGCUGAGCCUUGUGAAAGAUGCAAUCUUCGUUGUCAAGUGGUCAGGGAUCCUCCUUGCUCACAUCCUUGCCCUUUGCCAUGUCAUCUAAGUGAUUGUCCACCUUGCAAAGUCCUUGUUAAAAGAUCAUGCCAUUGUGGUGCUAUGGUACACGCUUUUGAGUGUGUGCACUAUAACAACCUAAAGGCCAAGGAACAAGUGAAAGCAAGGGCCUGUGGUGGCCCAUGUCAUAGGAAAUUAUCAAAUUGUCCCCAUCUGUGCUCAGAAAUAUGUCACCCUGGUCAAUGCCCGUCAGUUGAUCAGUGCAUGAAAAAGGUCAAUGUACGUUGUGCAUGUAGCACCCUGAAAAAGGAGUGGGUAUGUCAAGAUGUUCUCAAGGAGUACCGUAGGUCAGGCCGUGAUCCAAAAGAAGUACCCAAAGGUCAGUUUGGAGUUGGCCUGAUUCCAUGUGGUGGAGAUUGCGCGAAAAAGGUCAAAGUUUCAGAUCCAGAGCUGCAUCUCCGGAAAAUCCAGGAGAUUAAGAACCCUGCUGCAGAAGCUGCAAACGUGCCCAAACGCAGGAAGAAGCGCGACCGUGGAGUACAGGAACCUGUCGGGGUUUCGACAUGGCAGAAAAUCAAGCGGUAUCUCCUGAUAUUUCUGGCAGUGCUGAUUGCUAUAGCUGUACUGUACGUGUUGGGAAAAGUGGUUUACCAGGUUUCAGACUGGAUGAAUGAAAUGGAAGCGCAGAAGGCCAGGCAAAGGCUUCUGAGGGCUGGAAGGCUGUAGAAGUGAACAAUAUAUAUGGAUUCUUAAUGAAUUUUGAGAUGUACAUUAAAUGAGUAAUAAACUGAGCUUUACUGCCAGUAUCCAGUUUUGGAGGCAUGUGAGUUGAAGGAUGCUGUUGUUUUGCGCCUUCCUAGUGCCAAAGGAAGACGGCUUUGUAUUGUUUGCAAUAUGUUGUUGUUGAGUUGCUGUAAAUGAACAAAUGAUGUCAAUAAUAUAUGGGUGAUCCAGAACACUUUCUUGCAACAA